This is a messenger RNA of Ziziphus jujuba (common jujube), 1636 nucleotides long. RefSeq lists its product as uncharacterized. The transcript has 5 exons. The coding region runs from base 329 to 1396 and encodes 355 amino acids. The record is from RefSeq and is a predicted model, not a curated record. NCBI's taxonomy places the organism in Eukaryota, Viridiplantae, Streptophyta, Magnoliopsida, Rosales, Rhamnaceae.
UCAAAGGAAAGAGGCGGGCGUUGACAAAAUGGACAAAUGUGAAAUCAGAAGAAUUCCCCAUUUUUUGUUUUUGUUUUUGUUUUUUUUAUUUUAUUUUAUAAUUAUUUCUCAAGUUUGUCUUCCUUCCCAAUUUCCAGUGAGAUCAUGCAGCGGAGGCAGAAUUGGAGUUGGAGGAGAUGGGGAAAUAAUCGGUGUGGAAUCUGAGGCUUUGGUAUUGAAUUUGAACCGGCGGAAAACAGUAAUUAAAGGCGACGACACAACAAUCCGAACCCAAACCCAAACCCAAACCCAAGUUGGAUAACAACAACACCCCACCACCAACACCAACAUGUGGAAGCCACAGCCACGGCCACGGCCACAGCCACGGCCACGCCGUCAUUCAGUGUCAAACAAGCCUGAUGGAUGGGCAGCUUUCGACCUCAAGCACCGCCAGAAGCAAAAUCUUGUACCUCCCGAUGACAAUAGCUGCGACCCUUUCCCAGCUAUAGUAUCAUCUCAGGCUCAGUCUCACGCUCACGCUCACCCUCAUCAUCAAAGGCCUUUAUCUUCCCUGCUCCCUCAAACUCAAUCUCAAUCUCAAAAAUCUCAAACUCAAACUCAUUCUUCUUCUGUUACUGCUACUGGGUCUCUCUAUAAUCGCCCAAAACACCACCUUGAUCGCACCUUCACUCGGCACGUGGUCAUGGACAUGGACGCUGUCCAUGAUAUUCACCAUGCUGCUGAUUCUUCUCGUGUUUCCCAAGACACCAAAAUCAGCUCUCUACCCGUUGAACCCGAGUGGGACGGCGACCACCACGAAGACCUUUAUUUGACCCUUCGUCAAAAUGCUUUCACAACUUUCAUGUCAGCAUCACAACAUUCAAAGGCAGCCACUAAUGCUUUUAUUAGAGGCGAUCAUUUUGCUGCCAAGCAACACUCACUCAAGGCUCAACAACAAAGGCUGGCUGCUAAAAAGCUUAACACUGAGGCUGCUAAGGAAAUUCUAAGUAUUAGGAAUAGCAAAAAUGAUCUCUGGAAAUUAGAUUUACAUGGUCUUCAUGCUGCAGAAGCUAUUCAGGUUUUAAAAGAACAUCUGCAGCAAAUUGAAACCCAAGUCUACAAUUCUAAUCGUUCUUUAUCUCCAGCAAGUGUUGGAAUGGAAGGAAGGAUAGGACGCUCGUCCUCGCUUCAAUCUUAUACUUGUAUGGACGUGGGGAAGUUGGAUACACAACACGCAUCAUCAAGGCAGAGGCCAACAUCCUUAGAAGUAAUAACAGGUGUAGGUAAUCAUAGCCGAGGACAAGCUGCACUCCCAACAGCUGUAAGAGGCUUUCUUAGCGAGAACGGAUACCGUUUUGAAGAGCUCAGGCCAGGAGUGAUCACCGUCCGGCCCAAGUACCGUAUUACCAAUUGGUGACUUGAAUGCUAAAAUGUGCCCUUUGCAUCACAAAUUGUGUUUAGGACCAGGUUUCAGUGUUCAUUUGUGUCAUGUAGCAUAACAAUGUACAUUAUCAGCAGUGAAGAUUUUUUUUUUUGGAUACUCUGAUGGAGAUUUUCUUUUGUAUUAAAAAGGAUCACUUGUAAAGCAUCAUUUGACUUAAUUAAAAGCUUCCCAGAAUUGUUUUUUGGGUAGCUCGGAGCACGAGCAUUGGAUCAA